CAAAAGAAUGAAUGUAUCAAUGCAAGAGAAAAUAUUUGUUAUUAUCAUAUUUAUUUGAAGUAAAAAAUAGAAUGUGAAAGUUCAAAGGUACAGAGAUUCUUACGUUCUUAUUUAAACGUAGAAAAUUAGUAGCGUACGUAUUAUACAAUCGUUAUUGAUAUGUAAAUAACCUGGCUUAUUCAGAAGAAACGAUUUCUAUAGGGAAGUGAUCAAGACAAAAGGGUAGGGAUUCACCUAUAUUUUAUAAUUCACGAGAGACACGGAGGACAGUUAUCGAUCGGAUCGCGGACCAGAUGUAUAUCAGUCGAAACUUGAAGAUUAAACAUAUACUCUUGUGAUCUAUAUUUAUAACCCAGGAAGUCGAACAUAUUUCUUUUUUAUUUUAAAAGUGAUCACACCUCGAGAUGGCAUCGACGAUUUUAUUGUUCUUGUAUUUGAAUACGCUCUACUUAACUUGCUGUGAUGCAAGCGGUUCAGGCGUUACCAAUCCCUCUACUAAUUCGACGAGCGACGACGAUGUCACGGAAACGCAACUGGCGAGUUGCAAAAUCGUUACAGAAGAAUUAGUCGCAAGUGCACGCGCAACAGUAACGAGAGUACUCACCGGAGCUUGCAACGCGAGAAAGAUGGAUGAGAAGCUGCAAGCUCUCGAGAAGAAUCUGAACAGAGAACUCGAAGAAAUUAAGACUCUGUUGUACGCGAUACUAGAGAAUAAGAAGUAUCAAAAAUCAUACAGUGUUUAUCAUGAAGAUUAUCCAAUUAUGAGGUUGUCUCCGCGACAGACGGAAAUCGACGAAUUCAACAAUACCAUCCAAAGGGUUUCGUCGUUAAACGGGUCCUCGUCAAGUUUGUUCUUUUAUUACUGGCAAAUAAAACGUUUCGACGAGAAACUUGACAGUUGGAAAACUGCUCGUUCCGUCCGCAGCUCGACGUUUUACGUAGGCCAGAAUGGCUACGCAAUGUACAUCAAAGUUACGCCGCGAUAUUUCCCGGACGGUACGGUGUUCAUAAGCGUGGGAUUGACCCGCGGUCGUCAAGACUCCGUUCUCGAAUGGCCGUUUCCCCAUCAGAUUCGUCUCGAGGUUUUAGACCAUUCGUCCGAAGAACCGCGGCAAGAUCGACGAUCACGGAUUUGGGAUCCGUCCACGCUCUGCUCGGAAUAUUUUUGGGGCCGUCCAAAAUUAACUGGAGAACCAGAUAAUCCAGAGUGCGUCGGGUUAAGCGUUUCGCGAAAGGUUCUUUUCUCCGAGCCAAUGUCUUCCCUGGACCGUCCGCCGAGGAACACGAGAUACCUUUGGGACGGGACUAUCGUAAUAAAAUUAACAGUUUAUCUUUAAAUAAUAGAGAUCAUAAUAAGUAGAUUGCGGAUUCUUAUGUAAAAUGGUGUCAGUUUUAAGAAAAGUUAUUUUAACAUUUCUUUCAUUUCUACAUUCUUCUAUAUUCAAUUUUCUUCCUCGAAU
Molecule: messenger RNA, 1460 nt
Organism: Ceratina calcarata
Lineage: Eukaryota; Metazoa; Arthropoda; Insecta; Hymenoptera; Apidae
Product: TNF receptor-associated factor 6
Exons: 5
Coding region: 405-1337 (310 amino acids)
Molecular function (GO): protein binding
Source: RefSeq, a predicted model, not a curated record